Molecule: messenger RNA, 985 nt
Organism: Perkinsus marinus ATCC 50983
Lineage: Eukaryota; Perkinsozoa; Perkinsida; Perkinsidae
Exons: 1
Coding region: 27-806 (259 amino acids)
Source: RefSeq, a predicted model, not a curated record
AGUUCGUGCUCCUAGUUUAUCCCACGAUGAAUUUGAUCUAUCUUCUACUCCUCGUUAUCGCAAAAGUCGAGGCUGAGGUUAUUCAGGCACAACCUGGUAAAAGUAGGCCGCAGCGCAUACUUGCUGGCCCUUCCCACUUCUCCUUCCCUCCGAACUGUUCGAAGGAUGCCAAGCCGAAGGACAUGCCCUUCUGUGCUACUGGAGAACUCGAUCUCGGACUAAAAUGGGUCGUCAAUUUCGAUACUUACUUCUUCGAUGCGUUCGAUCCCACCAAAACUGUUCUAUUCGGGCUUAAUGCUACCAUUAAUAAAGGCAUCCCGGAAUCCCUCGAACUUCGAACUGGUGGUUGUGCGGUUCCUUACGUGGUUGAUCUGUUGCCGCAGCUCAAACCACAUCUAGUGGAAGCCGGUGCUAAGAUCUGCACAUCAGGAGGCGGUCCAGGGAAGUAUGACCCGAAGACUAAGAGCUACUCAGCUGAGUUCAAGAUUUCUGGUGAAGUUGCAAUCUACUCGUUCGGUAAAAGAACCCCCUGGCCCGGACUACCUUUCAAUGCUGUGGGUAAGGCGUGGCUCAACCCUCAUUUCGACAUUGGUUUCGAUGCGACCGUGAUAUACUCUAGCAAAGGCUCGACGGAGUAUAAGAUAACCUUAGCAUUUCCUAAUACGAUGACUACUGUGAACGGUUCCAUCUUAACGUGGCAUAUCCUCGAGAGGAUGAGCUUCGAUAUGUGGACGGCCAAGUAUGGCCAUCGCUACACCAAUAGAACUUUCGUAGACAAGAUCAUCCAAUUGCAGCCUCCACAAUAGCACUCGUGGUGUGAAAGUGACCUUCGGAAAGUAUCUGUCCCAGCCACUAUUGCUACACCCUUUAUUCCAUACCGAACUUUACUUCCCUCCAUCGAGUUCGUUCACCAGGCUUAGUUAUAGCGCGCUCAAUAGUUGUAUGAGCAUAUUUGGUCGCAUGGAUUCUUUGUUAUUGAAUUUAU